CUGAUGUUUAAAACUCAUUGGGAACAAGUCGCAUCUUUACCAAACACAAGAGCGAAAAGGGUUAAUUGCCUUGAUUGUUUGAUUGUAUCUUGUAGAUAUCAGUCGAAUGGGCCAUAUUAGCAAUCAACCAUUGUCUUCUCCUUUUCCUCUUCCUCUUUACUCUCUCUCCGCCUUUUUAUAUUUAUAUUUUAUAUCUUAUAUCUUAUAUUUUACUUCCUGACUUUUUUCUCACGAGGAAUGUCUUUUUUCGUCCUCCUGUCUCCUAUCCCUCUGUUUAUUCCAACCUACUUAUGCCUGUCUGCUUCCGUUCUUUGUUCCUGCUUUGCUUUGCAUAAUUCGCUCUAGAUUCUGAACCGACUUUUGGAGCAAAGGGUCUUCCCACAACUCCAGUCUUCGGCGCCAGCCUCGAGGAUGCAGUUCGCAUGUCCCACAUCCCGUCCACUCCAAUGGUCCCUGCAGUACUUUACCGCUGUGUAGAAUAUCUCGAAGCCAAAGGUAUCGAUGAAGUAGGACUCUAUCGUGUUCCAGGAAGUCAUGCAAGCGUACAAAAAUUGAAAAAGAUGUUUGACUCUGGCAAAGACCACAAACUUUUGACCAUGGAUGGAAUUGAUCCCAACGACAUCGCCACACUCUUGAAGCUAUACUUGCGUGAACUGCCUUCGCCUCUCUUUCCUGCUGUGUUCUUGGAGCAAUUUCAGUCUGUAAUUUCCACCGAUCGUCAAGUGUGUCACAGUCUCCGCGGGAUUCUCGUCAGACUCCCCCGGACGAAUUAUGUUGUCUUGUCAUUCUUGUGCCACCACCUCUCGAAAAUCGCAGCAUACUCUGAAAAAACAAAAAUGAAUGUUUCAAACUUGGCUGUUGUCUUUGCACCCACGCUGUCAAUCGGUAGUGUCCUCUUCAGAGCUUUGCUGGGCGGAUACUAUGAUACCCCAGACUCCUUUGAGAAUCGUGAACAGGGCCUCAAAAUCGUCUGGGGUGGUCUCUCGCAGGAUUUCGAUUAUACACAGGACGAAUGGGAGGAAGGACCCUUGAAUCGUCUUUCGAGGGCACCUCUUGGCAGUCUCCCCUAUCAAUCCUCACCCCAGCUACCACUCACCCCAGCUCAGGAACUCGUCCAUGCCACUACAUUGGCCAAAGCUGAAGCUGUACUUCCUCCUGCACCACUUGCGCCUGCAGCCAUCUCAGUCACACCCAUUGCUCCAACUGUACCAGUUGUAUCAACCACACCAGCCACACCAGCCACACCUGAUGCCCCAACACAAGUACUCUCUCCUGUCCGGCUUUAUGCCUCUGAGGAUGCUCUGAUUGAGCAGCCUUUGCCAUCAACAACAGAGGUCCCUGCACAAACACAAAUCGCUCAAACGAAACCAUGCACUGCUGAGGAUGAGGAGAAUCAACUCAUGGCAGCAAUGCUCCUUCGUGAGGAAUUGGCAGCCAAAAACCGCAAGGAUGAUGACGAUGACGAAUCAACAUCAGAUGCCGCGAGCUCAACAAGCUCUAUCCCCUGCACAGACACAACUGCUCUCUCUGCAGUUUCAUCUCCAGGAUUGAAUGCCAAAGAGCAGGUCUCUGAAGCAUCGUUUGCCUCGCCAUCCAUGGCCUUUUCGCCUAUCAUGGCAACCUCAAUCCCUGGAAAACAUCAUGUCCCAUCAUCCAUGUCCGCACCGUCCUCGGCUAUACCCCUAAUUGGUCACACCACAUCCUCCCUGUCAAUGCAGUUAGCAACCACAACCACAGCCACAGCCACGUCUUCAUACCCCGCACCAUCUACUGUCAAUGUCACAAUCGAUUCUGAAUCAUUGGACCCUAUGGCCGGUGCAGCACCAGCAUCUGAGGCCACCUCUUCUGGACUGUUCACAGCAGGUGAUAAAGAAGAACUGAGCAUCGAUUCAGACAUUCCACUUGCCACUGUAUCGGUCACACCACAACUCCCACCUCUUGAAGGCCUGAUGAUUGCGUUGUAACAUUAUAAAUAACCAAGUUCUUGUAGUUUAAUGAAUAAACAUAUAUAGAGAUAUAUAUAUUAUUAUUUAUUA
Lobosporangium transversale is the source of this 2036-nucleotide messenger RNA. RefSeq lists its product as hypothetical. Gene Ontology annotation, biological process: signal transduction; regulation of GTPase activity. Gene Ontology annotation, cellular component: cytoplasm. NCBI's taxonomy places the organism in Eukaryota, Fungi, Mortierellomycota, Mortierellomycetes, Mortierellales, Mortierellaceae. The record is from RefSeq and is a predicted model, not a curated record. The coding region runs from base 423 to 1964 and encodes 513 amino acids. The transcript is spliced from 3 exons.